Ylistrum balloti is the source of this 1128-nucleotide messenger RNA. Its product is annotated as D-inositol 3-phosphate glycosyltransferase-like. The transcript has a single exon. Gene Ontology annotation, molecular function: glycosyltransferase activity. The record is from RefSeq and is a predicted model, not a curated record. Lineage: Eukaryota; Metazoa; Mollusca; Bivalvia; Pectinida; Pectinidae. Bases 1 to 1128 code for a protein of 375 amino acids.
AUGGAUACUAAGAUUGCUUUUGCCCAUGAUUGGGCUGUUACCUAUGCUGGUUCUGAAAAAGUUGUUGAUGCUGUUACUCAGUUAUACCCAGAGGCACCCUUAUAUACACUUUUUUAUGAACCAGAAGUACUCAAAAAUACUUUUCUUGCACAGCGCCCUGUCAAAACAUCAUCUCUAGAUCGCUUCCAUUUUUUGCGUAAACGACAUCGUACACUGCUACCUAUCAUGCCUUUUCUUUGGGAACAGUUUGAUGUUGGUAAUUAUGAUAUUGUUUUCUCUUCUUGUCAUGCAGCCGCUAAAGGUAUUUUGACGCGUGCAGACCAACUACAUAUUAGCUAUAUUCAUACCCCUAUUCGUUAUGCCUGGGAUUUAUACCAUCCUUAUUUACAGGAAUCUAAAUUAACUAAGGGGAUACGUGGUUUUUUCGCCAAAUGCAUUUUGCACUAUCUGCGACUUUGGGACUUUCAAGCAGCACAGCGAGUAGAUUAUCUUAUUGCCAAUUCAAAUUAUGUUGCUCGUCGUAUCCAAAAAAUUUAUCGUCGGCCAGCAACGGUUAUCUACCCACCAGUUGAUGUCGAAUUAUUUUCAGCGGCAGAGCCUCGUGAGGAUUUCUAUGUAACAAUGUCUAGGUUUGUACCGUAUAAACGGAUCGAUUUGAUUGUCGAGGCCUUUACAAACUUAAAUAAGCCAUUAAAAGUUAUUGGUACAGGUCCUGAUGUAGAAAAAAUUCGCCGGUUAGCAGGUCCAAAUGUUGAGCUACUUGGCUAUUUACCUAAUGAUGUUGCAAAAUCAUAUCUUGAGCGUUGCCGUGCGUUUGUGUUUGCCGCCGAUGAAGAUUUUGGGAUUACACCCGUCGAAGCACAGGCUGCGGGAGCACCUGUAAUAGCCUUUGAGCGUGGUGGGUGUUGUGAAACAGUCAUCGCAGGAAAAACAGGUUUAUUUUUUAAAGAACAAACAGUUAAAAGCCUCGUAGCAGCAAUUAAUGACUUUGAGGCGCAAGGAACAUCAUCAUGGGAUUCAAAAGCUAUAUCUGCUCAUGCCCAGAAGUUUUCACGUCAACGUUUUCAACAAGAAAUUAAACAUUAUAUUGAAGAGGCCUGGUCAAAAUUUUGUCUAAGCCCUACUUAA